CGGCCAGCGUGCGUCACCCCAAAGUUUGCGGAGCGCGGGGCGGCGGGGCGCGCGCUCGGGCCACCCGCCGCUCUGGGCGGCAGCAGGUGGCGACGCGAGGGCGCGGCUGGGGCGGCCGGCACGGAGAGGGCCAGAUAACCUGAGGACAAUGGAUGCUGAUGAGGGUCAAGACAUGUCCCAAGUUUCAGGGAAGGAAAGCCCCCCUGUAAGUGAUACUCCAGAUGAGGGCGAUGAGCCCAUGCCGAUCCCCGAGGACCUCUCCACCACCUCGGGAGGACAGCAAAGCUCCAAGAGUGACAGAGUUGUGGUUACAUAUGGGGCUGAUGACUUUAGGGAUUUCCAUGCAAUAAUUCCCAAAUCUUUCUCUCCCAGUAAUGUUAAAGUAGAGACUCAGAGUGAUGAAGAGAAUGGGCGUGCCUGUGAAAUGAAUGGGGAAGAAUGUGCGGAGGAUUUACGAAUGCUUGAUGCCUCGGGAGAGAAAAUGAAUGGCUCCCACAGGGACCAAGGCAGCUCGGCUUUGUCAGGAGUUGGAGGCAUUCGACUUCCUAACGGAAAACUAAAGUGUGAUAUCUGUGGGAUCAUUUGCAUCGGGCCCAAUGUGCUCAUGGUUCACAAAAGAAGCCACACUGGAGAACGGCCCUUCCAGUGCAAUCAGUGUGGGGCCUCCUUCACCCAGAAGGGCAACCUGCUGCGGCACAUCAAGCUGCAUUCCGGGGAGAAGCCCUUCAAAUGCCACCUCUGCAACUACGCCUGCCGCCGGAGGGACGCCCUCACUGGCCACUUGAGGACACACUCUGUUGGUAAACCUCACAAAUGUGGAUAUUGUGGCCGAAGCUAUAAACAGCGAAGCUCUUUAGAGGAACAUAAAGAGCGCUGCCACAACUACUUGGAAAGCAUGGGCCUUCCGGGCACACUGUACCCAGUCAUUAAAGAAGAAACUAAUCACAGUGAGAUGGCAGAAGACCUGUGCAAGAUAGGAUCAGAGAGAUCCCUCGUGCUGGACAGACUAGCAAGUAACGUCGCCAAGCGUAAGAGCUCUAUGCCUCAGAAAUUUCUUGGGGACAAGGGCCUGUCCGACAUGCCCUACGACAGCAGCGCCAGCUACGAGAAGGAGAACGAGAUGAUGAAGUCCCACGUGAUGGACCAAGCCAUCAACAACGCCAUCAACUACCUGGGGGCCGAGUCCCUGCGCCCGCUGGUGCAGACGCCCCCGGGCGGCCCCGAGGUGGUCCCGGUCAUCAGCCCCAUGUACCAGCUGCACAAGCCGCUCGCGGACGGCACCCCGCGCUCCAACCACUCGGCCCAGGACAGCGCCGUGGAGAACAUGCUGCUGCUCUCCAAGGCCAAGUCGGUGCCCUCGGAGCGCGAGGCGUCCCCGAGCAACAGCUGCCAAGACUCCACGGACACCGAGAGCAACAACGAGGAGCAGCGCAGCGGCCUCAUCUACCUGACCAACCACAUCGCCCCGCACGCGCGCAACGGGCUGUCGCUCAAGGAGGAGCACCGCGCCUACGACCUGCUGCGCGCCGCCUCCGAGAACUCGCAGGACGCGCUCCGCGUGGUCAGCACCAGCGGGGAGCAGAUGAAGGUGUACAAGUGCGAACACUGCCGGGUGCUCUUCCUGGAUCACGUCAUGUACACCAUCCACAUGGGCUGCCACGGCUUCCGUGAUCCUUUUGAGUGCAACAUGUGCGGCUACCACAGCCAGGACCGGUACGAGUUCUCGUCGCACAUAACGCGGGGGGAGCACCGCUUCCACAUGAGCUAAAGCACCCCGCGUCCCCCCCGAGCCACCCCCAGGAAAAGCACAAGGACUGCCGCCUCCUCGCUCCCGCCAGCAGCAUAGACUGGACUGGACCAGAUAACGUUGUGCUUGGAUUUGUAGCUGUUUUUCGUUUUAUGUUUGAGUUGGUUGGGGUUUGAUUUGCUUUUGAAAAGAUUUUUAUUUUUAGAGGCAGGGCUGCAUUGGGAGCACCCAGACCUGCUACCUUCCUCGAUGUUUCCCCAGACUGCUGGCUGAGGUUCCCUCACCUGUUGCUUCCUAGAAUCCCCUUUUCCAAAUGAUUAGUCUAAAUUUUCAGAGAGAAAUAGAUCAAAUAGGCCAUAGCCGAGGAAGGAGCGUGCUGGUCUCUGUGCUAAACACGGGGUUCACACGCCAGGUCUUUUCCAGUCCCAGACACAGGGAGCACAGCUCCUGCCUGUGGUUCUGCCAGUGAGCAGACAGGACAGACGUGCCACCACCCAAAUGCCCAUACAGCAGGGCCAACAGUCUGUGCCCAGGCCAGCUUCAGGCUACAUGCAGCUAGGGCUGAGAGGCUGCACUUUUGAGAGAAAAUACUAUUUUAAGUCGUAUUCUGCGUAGGAAAAUGAACUGUUUGGGGAAAGUCUUGUCUGUCUAUCUGCCCUGGGUGGAGGGAGAGGUCAGACUAGGGCCUUUCGGCUCCUCCUGGAUUCACUGGCUUUGCGGAGACUGCUCAGAUGACCUGACCCUCCCAAGGCUUGCUGCCGGCAUAGGAGGAGCCGGUCUUCCUGUGGGCAUAUCUGGGGAGCCCAGUUCCCCACUUUUUCACUCCCAUGCCUUUAAUGGCCCCCAAGUCUAUCACUACAAUUUAAAAACCAGUCCUGAAAUUUGGAUCUUCAUUAGUUUUGAACCUCUCAAACGGCAACAUUCAUCAGAAACCAAACUUUAUUUCAGAUCUGUUCCUUCCCUGGCUGGUUCCACCUAAGAGCAGAAGAAGCCUCAUUUCCUGAAGAAAUCCAGUUCUAGUCCUCAUUUUAGUUAUGUACAUCUGUUUGUAGCCACAAGCCUGAAUUUUUCAGUGUUGGUAAAUUUCUUUCCCUCUUCUCACUGUAUAUUAUUCUCAUUUUAAAGCCCAUAAAAGAGUGAUUUAGAAUGAUCAUUAAUUUUCAGCUUAAUGAACUACAUGAAGCCCAGCAUCUCUUUUGCUAACACACAGAACUCACCUGUUUGAAAAUAAGCUUUCAAACAUGGUGAAGCUCUUUUCUGUAAAGGUAAAGCAGCAUGUGUAUUCACAUGCUGGCUCUGCACCUGUGGGAUAUUGGAAUGCACAGGGCAAUCGAGGGACUGAGCCAGACCCUCGGAUAGUAAUGCCACCAGAUCCCCCAGGAAAGAGGAGGCAGGUGGCGCUGCAGGUGAGAACCCUGCCCAUCCAUGCGAUGACGUGGAGGCACUAAAGCCCAGGAAAGGUGUGUGGAGAUUCUAAUCCCAACCGGCAAAGGUCUCCUUCAAAAUUAAUGCUAUCAUUAAGGUCAUUACUCUCAACCACCUAGGCAAUGAAGAAUACACCAUUUCAAAUAUUUACAACACUUCACCAACACUGUCCCAAGAUGAAGCAACAGAGGGGAAAUUGUACAUAAGCACCUCAGCAUUUAAUCCAAACAGGGGUACUUAGUCUCAGCACUAUGACAUUUCGGGCUGAAUACUUAUUUGUUGGGAGGGAGCUCUCCUGUGCAUCGUAGGAUAUUCAGCAGCAUCCCUGGUCACUACCCAGGAGAGGCUGGUAGCACCCCAAAUUGACAACCCAAACUGUCUCCACGUACCACCAACUGUUCCCUUUGAGGAGAAAUCACUCCUGUCGGAGAACCACGGACCUGAAUGAAUUCUAAACCUAUCAAAGGUCUGGGAAGCCUUCCAAGAAAAAUAAAUAAAUAAAAUAAGGCACUUGAAGAAUAUUCUCAAUAUUCCCAGUCAGCAGUAUCAAGCCUGACUUGUGAUCCUGUGGAAUCAUGACAAAUUCUAUAAAUGAAUUAUUUCCCUUCAGUCUUCAAAAACAUAUUUUCUCAUAAACAUUUGAGUUUUGUGGAAAGGAUGGAGUUUACAAAGAUAGCAUUCUUGAGUCAUGGAUUUCUCUGCUUACAGAAGGGUGUGGCAUUUGGAAACUGGAAUAAACAACAUAGCUGCACCGAUGCACUGAGCGAAGGAAGAGAGAGGAGCAAGGGCUUUAGACAGCACUCAUUCAAUAUGCAAUUACAGAGAAAGAUGCGCCUUAUCCAAGUUAACAUCUCUAAGGUGAGAGCCUUCUUAGGGUCUCUCUAAGAGACUCUCUUGGGUUUGUUGCAAAGUUCACCUACUCUGUCCUUUUCCAUUCAUCCCACUGUGUCAAUUGGUUGAAGAAAGUUAUUUUUCAAGUGGAAUUCAAACAAAGCUCAAACCAGAACUGUAAAUAGUGGCUGCAGGAAUUCUUUUCUAAACUGCUUUGCCCUUUCCUCUCACUGCUUUUAUAGCCAAUAUAAAUGUCUCUUUCCACGCCUUCUGUUGUGGUUUUAUAGUGUAACACCAUUUUUCUUUGAAACUCUUGUAUUUAAAGUAAGGUUUCAUAUUAUGUCAGCAAGUAAUUAACUUAUGUUUGAAAGGUGGUCAUAUCAUAUACCAAAAGUUGCUGAAGUUUCUCUUCUGGCUGGUAAAAGUAGGAGUUUGCAUGACCUCACAUUUUUCGUUGUGUAGUUCAUUCUGUUGUAUGAUGGCAUGAGUAUGUGUCUUGGGUACCGCUGUGUACUGCUGUGUGCCUAGAUGCCAUGCCCUCUCGUUGUGUUUGAAGUAAAUAUUGGAGACAGGAGGGUUACCCAUAACAGCUUGGCCUGUUGAUUACAGCUAGAAAUCACUGUUUUUUGUUCCCUCCCGCUCCCUGCCACCCCAGCUUCCCAGGAUGUGGAUAGCCUGAAUCUCAGCCCCUUGCCUCAUAUUCCUUCUGUAAUUUGUACCUAGAGAGUGUGAUUAUCCUAAUCCAAGAGUCACUAAAAAACAUCGCAUUAUCAUUGCAUUAGCACCAAAGGAUAAGUCCUAGCACCUGUUGCUUCAGAUAGCAGCAUGUCCCAUUUCAAAUUUAGACUUAGCCCCAUAAUAAAAUCUUAGGAUCUUCCUUAAGAAAGAGCUACCUGAGAUGUAGGUUUGUUAUAUGGUUUUCCCUCCUGUUUUGUGCUUUUCUCUCUCUCUCUUUUUUUUUUUUUUUUUUUUUUUUUUUUUUUUUUUUGACUGCACUAUGAGUUUUGUCGUGUCCUUUUCUUGCCAAAACAAACACGACAUGAACUGGACUUACUCAGACAAAUCAUGACGCCGAUGUAUCCUUCCUUUCUUCAGUUCCAGCAAUAAUGAAUGGUCAACUCUUUUAAAAUCCGUAUCUCUCUUAUUCAUUUCAGUGUAUUUUUACUUUAAGAUAAACCAAAAUUAUGAGACUUAUUUAAGAUGUACAGGCAUCAGGAAAAAAGAAGCACAUAUGCUUUCGGUGCGAUGGCACUCACUGUGAACAUGUGUAACCACAUAUUAAUAUGCAAUAUUGUUUCCAAUACUUUCUAAUACACUUUUUUAUAAUGUUGUUUGUGGUGAUUGUUCAGGUCGAAUCUGUUGUAUCCAGUACAGCUUUAGGUAUUCAGCUGCCCUUCUGGCAAGUACAUGCACAGGAUUGUAAAUGAGGAAUGCAGUUAUAAUAUUUCCAGUCUGCCUCUAUGAUGAUGUUAAGUUAUUGCUGUUUACCUGUGAACAAGGGAUGUACCACUGGAGGAACAGAGUAUCCUUUUGUACACAUUUUGAAAUACUUCUUCUGUAGUGAUAGAACAAAUAAAUGCAACAAAUACUCUGUUUGCCCUA
Callithrix jacchus (white-tufted-ear marmoset) is the source of this 5605-nucleotide messenger RNA. RefSeq names its product IKAROS family zinc finger 1 (gene IKZF1). Gene Ontology annotation, molecular function: DNA-binding transcription factor activity; RNA polymerase II cis-regulatory region sequence-specific DNA binding. The record is from RefSeq and is a predicted model, not a curated record. NCBI's taxonomy places the organism in Eukaryota, Metazoa, Chordata, Mammalia, Primates, Cebidae. Gene Ontology annotation, cellular component: nucleus. Gene Ontology annotation, biological process: regulation of transcription by RNA polymerase II.